Messenger RNA from Uloborus diversus, 966 nucleotides. RefSeq names its product 39S ribosomal protein L28, mitochondrial-like (gene mRpL28). NCBI's taxonomy places the organism in Eukaryota, Metazoa, Arthropoda, Arachnida, Araneae, Uloboridae. Gene Ontology annotation, molecular function: structural constituent of ribosome. Gene Ontology annotation, cellular component: mitochondrial large ribosomal subunit. The record is from RefSeq and is a predicted model, not a curated record. The coding region runs from base 76 to 882 and encodes 268 amino acids. The transcript is spliced from 7 exons.
GGUUUUUUUUUCUCUGCUGCUAUAUGAAAGAAGUUUUUAUGUUUUAACAAACCUGAUUUAUUUUCGUUGUGCAGCAUGUUUAAAUUUUAUAGUGUGAAAAAUUUAAAACCACAUCCUCAGAGCAUCAAAGCUAGACUCCCUGACGUCUAUAAAAAAUAUGUUGAAGCUUUAAAGCAAGAACCUUCUCCAGUUCAUUAUAUUCCAGAGCCUAAUAAAUGGAUUCUUGAUCCUGUUACCAAGCAAAAAACACGAGUGGAAAACAGAGCAAUUCCUUUAAAGUUUCCAAAAGAAGCUGAUGAAGGCAUCUGGGGAGGAGAAGGAGUAAUUCAAGGCUUCACCAAAAAUAAACCCAAGCGAAGAAGAUUCCCAAAUUACUGGGUCCCUAAUUUGAAGAAAGCAGUUGUUUAUAGUGAGAUUCUCAAUGAGUACAUGCACCUUACAGUUACUGAAAGAACUUUAAGACUGAUUGAUCAAUAUCAUGGUUUUGAUAACUACAUUUUAUCUGUUCCUGUGUGUGACUUAAAAUCUCAACUAGCCAUUACACUUAGGAGAAAGAUGCUCCUAGCUUUAGUAAACAAAGAGAAAUACCAUGAGGAUGAAGCAACCAAUCAAGAAAUAUUUGACAGAUAUCAGAAAUUUGUGAUACCGAGAGAAGAAGCUGAAUGGUUUGGACUCACUGAGCGAGAAGCCAUUCAGAAGCAAAGGAUAUUAGAAGAAGAAAGACCUGUUGAACCUUUGAAGCACAAACUCAGGAUGAUGCUAAUUGAGGAGUUUAAAAGUACAAAAGAAAGUGGUGCAGAAAUAGAAGAACAUGAAGAGUUUGAAGAAAAGCCUGGAUACUUUUCUUGGAUCAAAAAGCUCAAUCCAUUUAUGAAAAAUUAAUUUAGAAAGCAUAUAUAUAUUUUUCAAUUCUUGACUUUCCUUGUAAAUAGCAUUUUGCAAUAAACAUAUGUAUUUCAGAUAUGC